Molecule: messenger RNA, 852 nt
Organism: Solanum stenotomum
Lineage: Eukaryota; Viridiplantae; Streptophyta; Magnoliopsida; Solanales; Solanaceae
Exons: 3
Cellular component (GO): mitochondrial matrix
Source: RefSeq, a predicted model, not a curated record
GUUGUGGACAUCCCGGAUGACUUUCCUUUUAAGGUUCAAGAUAAAGCAGGAAAAAGAGUUAUUGUUCUUACAAGAGAUUACGGUGAAGAGACCAUAAAUAUAGUAGUGGACAUGCCUAAUUCCAGAUGUGAAAAUGUUGAAGAUGAUGCUGUUAACAGUGAGGAAGAGAGUGAGCCACAACCUAGUAUUCCAUUGUCUGUCACCGUGUCAAAAGAAAAUGGCUUGUCAUUAGAGUUUGAUGUGAGAGCUUUUCCAAAUAAAAUUUCAAUUUGUGGCAUGUCCAUCAAGGAGCUAAAAAGUUCGAGCAAUCAGCUAAACUAUAGAGGGCCUGCUUUCUCAUUUCUAAAUGAAAGUCUUCAGAAGUCUGUCUAUGAAUAUCUUGAAGCCAGAGGGCUGACGGGCAGCACUGCUAACUUUAUGCUGGAGUAUGUAAUUAGCAAAGACACCAAGGAAUAUAUCCGGUGGCUUAAAAACAUCAAGAAUUUUGUCGAGAACUAGCAUCCUUUUUCAUGGAUAUUUAGAACCUGUUGAUGGUGUUCUGGUGUUCUUACUAAAGAAACAUUGGGCUAAUGUCAGACGAUAGACGAUGAUGGAUGGAACGUCAAAGUUGGUAAGAAAUAGCAAUAGUUAUAACCACAUCAAACUUCUUUGCAGUAAUACUGGCUAUAAUAAUGAACAUCAGUGGAGGGAAUUCUUGUAUAAAUUAGAGCAUUUUUGUGAUUUUGUUCACUGAAUUAGUUUUCUUUCUCAGGCAAUUCAUGUAUACUUCAGACAAAAGAUGAAAAUAAUAAUGUUAUUGCAUGAAUUGGCAACUUUCUUAAGUUGCUGCAACAUACAGAUAUCAACUUAAAG